Messenger RNA from Nelumbo nucifera (sacred lotus), 1592 nucleotides. RefSeq names its product 26S proteasome regulatory subunit 6B homolog. The record is from RefSeq and is a predicted model, not a curated record. NCBI's taxonomy places the organism in Eukaryota, Viridiplantae, Streptophyta, Magnoliopsida, Proteales, Nelumbonaceae. Gene Ontology annotation, molecular function: ATP hydrolysis activity; ATP binding.
AGAACUUUUGUUUCUUGGAACUCACUCCAUCUCUCCCCUUCUCUCUGCAGAAUUCACAAGAUCAACCAUGGCCGCAUCAGCGAUGGUUCUCGACCUAAAGCCCUCGUCGUCGGACCCACCGCCUUCGAUCCCUUCUUCUAAGGCCGACCUUUACGGCUUUUCCGAUCAGUUCAUCUUCUCCGACGAGGAUGAUCUCUAUGGACGCCUCAAAUCCCUUCAGCGCCAGCUUGAGUUCAUUGAUAUUCAGGAGGAGUACGUGAAAGACGAGCAGAAGAACUUGAAACGAGAGCUUCUCCGAGCACAGGAGGAGGUGAAGAGAAUCCAAUCGGUUCCGCUUGUUAUUGGUCAGUUUAUGGAGAUGGUGGAUCAGAAUAACGGCAUUGUCGGAUCGACGACCGGCUCGAAUUACUAUGUCAGAAUCCUUAGCACUAUUAACAGGGAGCUCUUGAAGCCUUCGGCGUCGGUGGCGUUGCAUCGCCACUCGAACGCCCUUGUCGACGUGUUGCCGCCCGAAGCCGACUCUAGUAUCUCUCUGUUGAGUCAGUCUGAAAAGCCUGAUGUAACCUAUAAUGAUAUUGGAGGAUGUGACAUUCAAAAGCAGGAAAUCCGGGAAGCUGUGGAAUUACCUUUGACACAUCAUGAGCUAUAUAAACAGAUUGGCAUAGAUCCUCCUCGAGGAGUAUUGCUUUAUGGUCCACCUGGCACAGGUAAAACAAUGCUUGCCAAGGCUGUUGCUAAUCAUACGACUGCAGCCUUCAUAAGAGUGGUUGGUUCAGAAUUUGUUCAGAAGUAUUUGGGUGAGGGUCCAAGAAUGGUCCGUGAUGUUUUUCGUCUAGCCAAAGAGAAUGCUCCUGCAAUUAUAUUUAUUGAUGAGGUGGAUGCUAUUGCUACUGCUAGGUUUGAUGCCCAAACUGGUGCUGACAGAGAAGUUCAACGAAUCCUUAUGGAACUCCUGAACCAGAUGGAUGGGUUUGACCAAACAGUGAAUGUAAAGGUAAUAAUGGCAACUAACCGAGCUGACACCCUAGACCCUGCACUUCUGCGUCCUGGAAGGCUUGACCGGAAAAUUGAGUUCCCUUUGCCUGAUAGACGUCAAAAGAGGCUUGUUUUUCAGGUUUGCACAGCAAAGAUGAACUUAAGUGAUGAGGUUGACUUGGAAGACUAUGUAUCUCGGCCAGAUAAAAUUAGUGCUGCUGAGAUCGCGGCAAUUUGUCAAGAAGCAGGAAUGCAUGCUGUUCGCAAGAAUCGGUAUGUUAUACUUCCAAAGGAUUUUGAGAAGGGGUACCGGGCAAACGUAAAAAAGCCUGACACGGACUUUGAGUUUUACAAGUAAAGCGUUGUGGAACUGGAACCAACCACCACAUGGAAUGGAGGAGAACAUUUGGAUACUUGUGGUAUAUUUGUAAACAUUUGCAGACGCAUAACUUUUGGAGUUGUAGUGGAUGCGGACUUGCUUUGUAUUUAUUAUUACCAUCAUACCAUGUUUACUUACCUUCCCAACUCCCAAGUGUUGAAGCUCUAUAAUUGUGCCUCGUACUCAUUGCAGGCAUUUCCCGCUCUGAAUUGUUUAAUUAUGUUUUAUUUUUAAUCAA